CAUUCGCGUCAGAAUUCGCAUCGCCAUGACAGAUCCCAGCCGAGUGCACUAUUUUCGCGACCUCCACAUCAAGGGCAUCAACUGGCGACCGACUCACUUUGUCGACGAAGUGCCCGUUUCCCGCUUGUGUGCGCUGUGCCUCACGAUUCCAAGGAGAACCAUGCUGUUGCCAUGCGAACACUUUUUAUGCGAGAAGUGUUUCGCAUUCAAAUCCCAUGACGGCUUUGGCCUUUGUCCUUUGGAUGAAACUUUUUUCGAAGAAGCGGAAUGUGACAGUUACGAUCUGCCCAUCACAGCAGCAAAAGCCUUUCAGGUUUACUGCUGGAACAAAGAUCAUGGAUGCGACUUCAAGGGCGCUUUGAAAGACAUGCUGAAACACUGCCGCAACGAUUGCGCAUUCCGCUCAUGCGACAAUUUGCAAUGCGGCGAAGCAGUUGUGAACGAGAAAAUUGGGACUCGCCAGGUAGCCGAAUGCAGCACAACUGUUUCUUCAGCGUGCACAGAGAGCAUGUCGUCAGAUUGUGGAGCACUGACACUACAAGACGUCAGAAAUGCCCUAAACGAAGUAGAGACGUCAUUGAUGAAACCGAACCAGGACAAGGUACCACCUGCUACAGAGUGUCGCAUGAACGAGCUUACGGAACAAGCCGGGAACCAGGAGUCCAGGUUGGUCGAAGCUGCUGGCGAAGUCGGAUCAUCUGUAGCUGCAGAGACUGCUCAACCCGCGGCCACACCAUCCCCGACUGUCUCGCAGGAACCAGCUUCUCGGCUAAAUCCAGCGGAAGAAGCCAGUGUGUCACAAUCGUCAGCAUCCUGUUCGCAGAAAAUGCUCAGAAAGGAAGAGCCCGAAAUCUUUUCCAUCAUUUCCCGUAAUCUUCUGACGAGGAUGCAGAAAACUUCCACGGAAGAUUUCCCGCAGCAUUGCAUCGACCCAGUCAACCUACCCAGAGGCGCAUGUCGCUUAACGUUGACGAAGCCGCUGUCCACAACACGCACGUGGAAAGUGCUGGGGACGGCGACGUAUGUUAUCACCUUCGAAAACUGUCCAUUUUUACUCACGGAAAGUCGCACGACCGCUUUGUACCGUCACAGUGUUGCAUACGAGGGAUGCAAGCUUCACCCUUUGGGUACGCUCCACUUUCCAUUGUUUGUUGGGCCAUGGACUGAUUGGGACGAUUGACUUUGUUGGAGUGGUGUUGGGUGCUCGGUGUUUGCUGCCUUCUUUUGACGUCUCUCUGCACAACGAGGAACGAGAGGAAACAAUCAGCGUUCAUAUAAAACGCCGGCUGUCAUUUGCGAUGACGCUGGAGUUACAAGGCUAAAGUUUCAGUGCGUAUUCGAAAUACCACCUGCUGAUUUUCGACGCGCUGGUUGCUACAGUAAUGAAAGGGUGGGCCUUCAAAUUGUUUUAAAGCAAGAAGACAACACGCAUGACGCCCCCUUGAGCUGCUAAACUAGAAUCUUAUCAUCUUUUACUUUCAUGCUAGUGCUUUUUUUCUUUUACACGUCAGACACUGCUAUCGAGGAAUAAAAAAAAUCUACUCCUUUGG
This is a messenger RNA of Rhipicephalus microplus (southern cattle tick), 1550 nucleotides long. RefSeq lists its product as uncharacterized. NCBI's taxonomy places the organism in Eukaryota, Metazoa, Arthropoda, Arachnida, Ixodida, Ixodidae. The record is from RefSeq and is a predicted model, not a curated record.